UAUAUAUAUAUGAUUUACAUUUUGUUUUCCAGUUAUUCAAGGAUGAUGUGAAUCUGUUUACUUUCUGUCAUGAUUUAAUGAUUUUGUUUUGUUUUUUCUUUAUGUACACGGGAAACAGAAUAGUGAAUAAAUUCAGUAUUAGGGAAGUGCUGGUAGAACGGCAAAACAAUGCCGCCAAGUUCGGGAGAAUUAUGGGGUCAUCAUUUGAUGCCGUUGCAGAUACAUGUUGACUGCCUGAUGCCAACAGGAAUUCUUUUACCACUCAGAUGCAACAGAGAUGCUACCAUGGAAAGAAUUAAAAGUGAUUUAUGGACAGAGGCAAAACGAUGGCCAUUAUUUCACAAACUUUUAGACCCCUCGUCAUAUAUUUUCGUUGGAAUAACACAAGAUGCUGAACGUGAAGAGUUUUAUGAUGAAACUAGAAGAUUGUGUGACUUAAGAUUAUUUCAGCCGAUUCUAAAAGUGGUUGAACCAAAGGGUAAUAGGGAGGAAAAGAUGCAAAAUUAUACCAUAGGCAUGACUGUGGGUAUCCCUGUGAACGAGUUCAAUGAAAUGAAAGAUCUAGAGGUCAUGACCUUUCGACGUAAUAUUCUCAAAGUGUGUAAAGAAGCUGUUGAAGAUCGUAAACGUAACGGUAAACACAGUCUGGCACUGUACACGUACCCACCCGAUGUAGAAUCUUCCGCUAAACUUCCGUCUCAUCUUGAAGAGAAACUUCAUCAAACAAACAAGCAUAUCUAUGUAUGUAUAUGGGUGGUACAACAAGACAAAAGUCGGAACAAAUACACAGUAAAAUUACCUCACACAGCUAAACCGAAUGACGUCAUCGCGGAGACGAUACGUCGUAGGAGUAGAAAUAUGGGACGUAACAAGGAGGAGAUUGAAAGAUGUAUUGAGGGAUUCUCUCAUACCUAUGUACUUAAAGUGUGCGGCUGUGAUCAGUUUUUAUUUGAAGGAUAUCCAAUUAGUCAAUAUAAGUUUAUUAGAGAUUGUAUAGCAGGGGGAAUAAUUCCCCAGUUAAUGUUGUUAAAGAAGGAAAAUGUUCAUGAUGCUCUACGAGACACACCCUUCCAUCUCCCAUCUUACGUCCAAAGAGGUGUUCAAGCUCUAACAGACAUAAAUAACAAACAAACCCUGUCACUUCUAGAGAUGAGUGUCAACUUUAAAAUAAAAAUACAUUGUGCAACAUAUGUGAAUGUCAAAGAAAAAGGCAAUAUUUAUGUAAAAGCUGGUAUUUACCUUGGAACAGAGCCAUUAUGUGAGAUUAAACAAACAAAAGAAGUUGACUCAACAAAUCCACGCUGGAACCAGUGGCUGGAGUUCCUAUACUUGCCAGACAUUCCCCGUAGUGCAAAGAUUUGCUUUUCAAUUUGUUCUGUGUCAAAGAAGAAAAAUAAAAAGGUAUUUAUGACCUGUUUGACCAUUUUAAAUCUGAAUUUGAAUGGAUCCAUUCUGCUUUUGGAAAAAAUUUGGGUCUUAAAACCUAUGGCCCUUCCCCUCAUGGCCCUGAUAAAAAAAUUUAAAAACCCUAUGGGUAUCCCCGGGUUUUCAAACCCCGACAAGGACUGCCCAUGCCUAGAGAUUGAGUUUGAAAAAUUUAGUCCAGUAUUGUCCUACCCUCCAGACAACCAGUUAGAGGAGCUGGCUAUGUAUGCCACUAACAGGGACCGGGGCCAGGCUUCCUUAGCGUUGCAAGCAGAUGAUUGGAGAAUAGAAGAAAGUCAGCUGAUGAAAUUAUUAGCCGUGAUCCAUUGUAGAAAAAUCUCAGAGCAGGAAAAAGAACUCUUGUGGAAAAGAAGAGAUUACUGUUUGCAUCAACCAAAUUCUUUACCAAAACUUCUCAGUGCAAUAAAGUGGAAUGACAGAGAAAAUGUUGCUCAGGCCUUGAAGUUUGAACCAUAUUUGGACAAUCCGGUGGCUAGAUUCCUGCUCAAGAGAUCAUUAAUGAACCAACGUAUAGGACAAAAACUAUUCUGGCAUCUGAAGUCUGAACUACAUCAUAAAGCAACAAGAGUACGGUUUGGACUGAUAUUAGAGGCUCUGUGUCGCAGUUGCGGACCAUUCUUACAAACAUUGUCCAAACAAGUGGAAGCCCUUGAGAAAAUGACCAAGCUCACUAACAUGCUGAAAUAUGAAGUUAAAGAGGAUAAAUUAGAACAGAUGAAGUGCCUUCAUGAUCAACUACAACAACCAGAUUACCAAGAAUGUCUACAGAGUUUUACAUCACCUCUAAACAGUAGCCAUAGAUUAGGGCUUCUUAGUGCUGAACAAUGUGAAGUGAAGAUGUCAAAGAAGCGACCACUGUGGAUGGUUUGGCACAACCCUGACCAGCUGGCUGACCUCUGGUACAAGACAUACAGUAUACUCUUUAAGAAUGGGGAUGAUUUACGUCAAGAUAUGUUGACGUUACAACUUAUAAGUGUGAUGGACAGCAUCUGGAAAUCAGAAGGUUUCGAUCUACGAAUGACAGCAUAUUGUUGCCUAGCAACUGGGCAGGAUGUAGGUCUCAUAGAAGCUGUAAGAGAUUCAUCAACUAUCAUGAAGAUACAGGAGAAAUCUGGUGCUAAAGCCAUGUGGCAGAUUGGAGGUACGAAGGCCUUACAUAGCUGGAUCAAACAGCAGAAUGCUGACAGGUAUGAGGAAGCUAUAGACACAUUUACCAAAUCCUGUGCCGGUUAUUGUGUGGCAACAUUUGUAUUAGGCAUUGGUGACAGGCAUUCAGAAAACAUCAUGGUGGCCAGAGAUGGACGGGUAUUUCACAUAGACUUUGGUCACUUUUUAAACCAUAAGAAGAAGAAGUUUGGUAUAAAUCGUGAACGAGUACCGUUUGUGCUUACAGAAGAUUUCAUGAGUGUGAUAUCAAAAGGCAGGGACCAACCACAUAAAACUAAAGACUUUGAGAAGUUUCAAGAGCUCUGUGUGAAGGUUUACCUUGUUUUAAGGAAGGAAUCAGAUCUGAUAAUUAACCUUCUUACUAUGAUGUUAUCCUGCGGAAUUCCAGAACUUCAAUCACUAGAUGACAUAGGUUAUGUGAGAAAAACACUUGCCGUUGAAAAAAGUGAGGAGGAGGCAAUAAUGUAUUUCACACAACAGUUGAAUUCAGCGUACAAGGACCAAAAAUAUACAAAAAUAGACUGGUUUUUCCAUGCGUUGAACAGUAAACAGUGAUAUGUUAACAUUUUGACAUGCAUUGACUCAUGUGGGUGUGUGAUAUCUGAAGACAUUUUGAUUGUUAAAAGAGGUAUUUGAUUUAAAAAAUUUAAUGCUUGAAUUGGCUAAGUGUACUCCAAAUUUUCAUGGAAUUUUGGCAGGUGGUUCAUGGUAAAAUUUGCUUGAAUUUAGCCGUUGAUGUCAGAGCCAGAGUCACAUUUUUGUCAUUACUGAAAACUGUUGUUUUUAGUAUGAUUGACUCUUUUUCUCUCCAUAUUAAAAGCAGUUUUAGUGCUCAGAGGGUUAAGUUCUUCAAAUAAAAGCAAUAAACCUGCUAUUCUGGAUUUUUUUUGUCAAAUUACAUUAAAAUCAACCCAUUCAUUGCAUAAAGUGCAUAAAAAAUUUUAAUAUGAUUAAAACCAAUAUUUUUGUUUAUUAUUUUUUAUGCUAAGAUACUAGACUGGUACACUUUGAUGUAGUAGUUUAACAGUUGUAAGAAACCAUAGACUAUUAAUUGAUAGUGUUAAUUCUAAUUUUAAUGUUACUAACACCUUGAACAUAGGCAAUUUCAUAAAACUUCACAAAUAUUAUGUUUUUUAUUAACAUCUAUUGUUCUGAGGGGAGAUAAAUAAAGAGUAGAUUGUCAACACCCAAGAUAAAUUUGAAAAAGAAAAAUGAAACUGAAGUAAAACAUUGCAACACACACAUAUACAAGAUAUUAUCCAUAAUUCAUAUAUCGCAUGCAGAAUGAUAAUAGAAUGAUAAUGGACUAUGUUGAUCAAAGAUGUUAAAAAUGACUUAAUUAGAAAUUGAGGGGAGGGGAGUGGGGAUAAUUGUGUGUACUUGUGAGAGAGGGUAUCAUGUAUAAGGUGGCAAUUGUGCAAUAUACAAGCUGCAGGUUAUUUGAUAUCUCUAUUAUUGUAUGACUUAUAAAACACUUGCUUACAUCAUAAUAAAAAUUAGAUAUUGAAUAAUUAUAUAUGAUUUAUAUUUAACACAAAUGUCAAAAUUCACAUGGUCAGAAAAAAAACAUUUAAUUUGGUUGAUGUCAUGUGAUUUUUGUAGCAUUUAUGAUUUGUAUGUUUGCUGUUUGCAGGCCUGAUGAGUGAUAUUAGAAAUAUUAUCCUAAAAUACUUGUAUAAUAAAUUAGUGUUAUACUGGUUAUGUCCCCUUGCUGGAUAUACAUAUGGGGAUGUAUUUUUAACAGAAGUGCUUUGUGUAUAUUGAAUUGAUUUGAAUAUUGGUAUUACAAGUCAAAUGGUCUGAUUAGUACAUGUAUAUGUUUUAUGUCAAUGACUGUCUUAAUUCAAGUGCUAUAUUUAAUAGACUGACUGUACUGAAAACAAAUACUAACAUUUGUUUGAAGAAAGUGAUGACCCUUUUGAUUUUGAGGUCAUUAGAUCAGAGGUCAAGGUCGCUGUGACAUUAUGUGUAUAAUCCUUGUUUGAUCAAUUACUUUAGAAAAAAAUAGCCAACUUAGAUAUAAAUUGGUAGGGACUUUGCCAAUGGCAAGGUGGUGACAUUUAUUGAUUUUGAGGUCAUAAACACAUAGGUCAAGGUCAAAGUGAUGCUUGUUUAAGAUUCUUGUAUAAGAUUACUGAAAUGUAACCUAGUGCAAUACUUACUCCAGCUUUCCCUUUAGUAUUACUAUAUUGAAAUAUUUGAAACUAACAAUCGCCUAUUCAUUGAAAUUUUAAGACUGGGCUUGUCGGUUGUGUAAAUAUGAGAGUACAAGUGUUAAUUCUGCUCUGGAAUACCAAAAUCACAAAAUUUUAUUAAUGUUUUUUUAUAUCAAACAUACAGGUGUAUUUCAUAGUCUAUACGAGUUAUAUAAGUGUAUAUCUGAUUUUUUUUUUCUGGAUUUUUUUUUUUUUUUUUUUUUUUUUCAAAUGAUUUGUGUUUGCUAAUAUCUUUUAUGAAGUAAUCAUAACUGUAUAUUUUUCUGACAUGAAAAGUUUUGUAUAAGAUGGAGAAAUUUAUAUACAUGUACAAUGAAACUUUCAAAGUGGGUAUACUUUAUUUAAGUUUUUGUUUAUUUUUAGUCAAAGAUUAUUAUUACAUUUUUUUUUCAAAAUUAUAUAUUUUUUUCUAAGUUGUGCAAAAAAGAUAAUUAUUUACAUUAUAUAUUGUAAUAAUGGUUUAUAGCAAGUUCUUUACACUGAUUUAUUAUUCUGUUCCAAAAAUAAAUAAAUCAUAAAUAAUGAUAAUCUUUUUUAUUAGAAAAAUCUACCUAUAUUAUAUGAUGAAUCCUACCUGUAUUAUAUGAGGAAAUCUACCUGUACAGUCAGGACUCAAUACAUCGGAAUCCAUUAUAUUGACAAAUUCAAAUAACGACAGUGAAUUGGUGGGAACCCAAUUUUGUCAACGUUAUUGUAAUCCUUUAUAACGGAAAAUUCGUAUUCCGACUCCGAGACAAUAAAAUUGGAAACCAAACACGUUAUUUUCUAUACAAUCAGUACCCGUUAAACUGACUCUUGGUUAGUCAAGCGUGCGUAUAAAACAAAAGCCGCAAGGUGUUAAAACAGGU
Molecule: messenger RNA, 5677 nt
Organism: Ruditapes philippinarum (Manila clam)
Lineage: Eukaryota; Metazoa; Mollusca; Bivalvia; Venerida; Veneridae
Product: phosphatidylinositol 4,5-bisphosphate 3-kinase catalytic subunit alpha isoform-like
Exons: 18
Coding region: 169-3168 (999 amino acids)
Biological process (GO): cell migration; phosphatidylinositol 3-kinase/protein kinase B signal transduction; phosphatidylinositol-3-phosphate biosynthetic process
Cellular component (GO): cytoplasm; phosphatidylinositol 3-kinase complex; plasma membrane
Molecular function (GO): 1-phosphatidylinositol-4-phosphate 3-kinase activity; 1-phosphatidylinositol-3-kinase activity
Source: RefSeq, a predicted model, not a curated record